Messenger RNA from Aspergillus melleus, 312 nucleotides. RefSeq lists its product as uncharacterized. The transcript has a single exon. Lineage: Eukaryota; Fungi; Ascomycota; Eurotiomycetes; Eurotiales; Aspergillaceae. The record is from RefSeq and is a predicted model, not a curated record. The coding region runs from base 1 to 312 and encodes 103 amino acids.
AUGCAUGGCAGGAGGGAGGGGGAAGCACGAACAAGGGGGGUGGGAGGGAGGAGGGAGAUGCAGAAUCAGCUCGCCCAGCAUGCCGAAGCGGCGAAGACAACGAAAGACUGGAUCCCCGGUGUGAUAUUUAGGCAACGGAAUGUCCGCCAAGCAGCCGACGGAGAAGCAGAAAAGUCUCGUCCCGUCUUGUCGGAUUUUCAUGUGCCAGAUUCGACAUUGGCAAAAAAAACUCUGCCUUGCCGUGAAAGAUGGAUUGACCGAGCGUCCGCCGGAUUCUGGCGUCACGAGAACAGGUUCGAGUGGAUUCCGUGA